AAUCUGCUGCUGGCGGGAAUCCAGACGAACUGAGAGAAGCUACCUUAGCUCGGUUAGCUCCACUUUAGUACUACAGCACCCUUUAAAAAACACCUACAGAUAUAAGUCAUUAUACAAAUCCGAAUAGUUCUGUAGAUUAACCCAAAAAUUAGCCGUCCGAAUCUAUUUUUGUGGAUAAUAAACCAAACUACGACUAUUAGCAGAAAAUUGCUAAGUCUCCGUUAGCUGUUAGCUCUUUAGCAUCGCUCCGUUUGGUUGAGUCAUUAAUUUAAAUUUUCCUGGAGAACAGGGUCAGAAAAAUGGCAUCAGCGAGGAAACAAAUGAAGAAGAAAGUUCCAGAGGAAAAGGCAGAUAAGAAAGUGUUUGACUUUAAUGAAGAAGAUGGAAAGAAAGAGAUGAUGAGCGGUUCAGAGGAUGAAGUGAGAGGAGGUGAGAGGAGCUAACUCAGGGUUUUAAUAGUUAUACUAAAUAAAAACACUUUAAUGUAAAUCGCUGUGAACAGAUGAGACUCCAGUAGCAGAUAAACAGGCGAAGAAAAGACCAGCUGCUGACUUUGAUGAGGAGGGAGCCGCCUGUGCUGUUGGGUAAAUAUAUUCAAAAUAAGUUUAAGAUUACAUUAAUAUGUCUGUGUAAUAUCAGCUGUCACUUUUAACUGUUUAUCUUUUAACAGAAAUGAAGUUCAGUCCAUGUUGGAGAGGUUUGGAGGUGAGUAAAUUUAAGCAGCUGUCUGUGUUUAUGGUCCUUACCUCAGGUGUGGAUAUAAAAUAAAGUUUGGUUUCUAGAAAAAAGUGAAAAUCUGGGCAUAUUAUAAAUCUUUUCUCUUCUGGUCCAGGUGUGAGCUCACAACACAGUAGUAGAAGUACUUAGUAUUACAUUAUAGUUUAGUAUUUAUGAUUAAGUAUGCAGUAUUUUACAUUAGAUAAAAAGAUGGACUCGUAGGGGAGAGUGGGGUAAGUUGAGCCAAAGGGUAAGUUUCCCCAUUGGUUGUAAAUGGUUAAAGAAAUUGAUCGUGUGACCAAAUAUUGAGGAGAUGGGCAUCAAUUCAUGGAGUCUGUGAAGGUUAGAAGCAUAGACUAUGUAAACUAUUGACAACUUGGUUCCGCCUCCCGCCUGUAUAUGAAUUUGAAGCCAGAAAGCUCUCGGUAUUUCCGGAAAACAUGAACCCCCUGAUAACUUUUAAAAAUGGAGCUGUACAGAAAAAAGAGGACUUGAGCACAAACCAGUCUGACAGUAACUACAUGUCAACAUCACAACCAGGGGGGAGAAACAUUUAUAUUCUGUGUCAUUAAUUUAUAAAGCUUGUCCACAGCUCCAUAAGGAGGCGGGGUUUAUGACCUUUACUGCAGCCCGUCACCAGAGGGCGCUGUUCUCAGAGAGAGGAGGCAGACGGCAUCUAUUCUAGAUACAGUCUAUGGUUAGAAGCACAUGGGUGGAGGGGUUAGACAUUUAUUUUAAAAAAAAAAACAGUUUUUUUUUCACUCUGUAAAGUGAAUUUAGUCUGUCAUCAGUUUGAUUAGAAUUGUGUUUAGACCAAAAAAGAUAAUUUUAGUUUUUUACAUCAAUUGUGGUAUCUAUGAGCUCCAACAUAAGGUCAAAAACCUAGCAUAAAAGUCCACCAUUUUAGUUUAGUGGACUAAUAAAGUCAUCAUAGUAGUUCAGGAGGGGACUGAGAAAGUAAAGUAGUCUGAUGCGGUGUUGCCAGAUCAGAUUGACAGUUUGUAAACCCGUAAAAUCAUAACACAUGCAAUAAAAAACGCUCAUAAUUAUCCAGAGCUUCAUAUAGCAUCAAAUAACCACACAUACAUGAUAAAUAGGUUUAAUUUCAACAAACAAGAGCGCAGUAAAUCAACCAUAGGCUACACAAAUUACAAGAUAAACCUCUGGCAUCCUAGCGCCAGGCCCAGAUUAGUAACAAUGACUGCUGCACGUAAAAAGGUGCAUUUUUAACCAUGUAGGCCUAAUGAAUGUAAUUAUUUACAUCACAAAUGACCCGUAUGAGGACUACUUACAAAACAAUUAAAAACAAACAAAAAUGCACAGAGCCCCUCUUCCUGCCUCUUUUUCUCCACCUGUGGGGCUGAAAGACGCACAUGACCUGUCCGUACAGCAUCUGACUGAGAUUUCAAACACACAACCACGAAAAACUAGUUUUAAGAUGAACGAGCAAAUGCUGUAAGUGGGCUACAAAUCAGUCACAGUGCAAAUAAAAUAAGGUGAAAUAAAAACAACAAUAAAUGAACAAUAUUGAGAACCAAAAACUUUUUUUGUUCAAAUGUUUUACUGAACAGCUUUUUAUCAGUAAUAUGUAUUAAUAAUAAUAAUAAAAAGAAUGAUUGUACCAGUUGAAUGGAGUAUAAUAGAUAAAAAUACACAUGAAUAUGAAGAAGUGAGUGUUAUUAAGGGAGAGAGAAGGUGAGAGAGGGCUGGGGUGAGUUGACCAUAGGAGACCACUUUUUCUGAAGAUGACAGUUCUGUUCACACUCAUUCUGUUAGUUUUCAGGGAUGAACAACAUCCUGAAAUAUCUGCAGAGACACAAGUCAGAGACUAAACUAGGACUCACUUGAUGGACUGAUCCCAAAUAUGAACAUGGAUCAUCUUACCCCACUUUUCCCUACCUUAAUCGAUCUGAUAAGAUGCUGUGCUGUGUGUUUGCUUUCAGCUGAUAUCAGUAAAGUGAUGCAGGCCAAGAAGAAACGUCUGGAGGUUCUGACAAAGAACUACAUGAAGGGAAGUCAGCACAAACUGGAGCAGCUGUGGAACACCCACCACACCCAGAGGUUUGACGGUUUCCUCCUAAAACUAGAAAACUUUGGGACAACCUGCUGAAACUUUUGGCAUCUCUGGGAAGUGAAGUGUCUGGAACGGGUUUAUAGAUACUGAGAGCAACAACAGCAGAAUAUAUGCAGAGGGAAAUAAUCAAGUGAUAUGAGUUAUAUCACCAGAAUCUGUUCAUCAUAGAAGUUGUAACUCCUGCCUGCUGAGCAGUGAUCACAUUUAACUCAGUAAAAAUGUACUCUUCUUGAUUGUUACCCUUUAUUACUAAUCUGUUAGUGAAUGUAAGCAUUGGUCUUUUCUACUGUUUGACAUUUAUUGAUAGCUGUGGUGAGGCUAAGACCGUGGGAGAUGAUCUACAAAUUAAUUAUGUUUUUAAAGAUUAAGAUAAAACUUGACUGAUCAAAGGAGGGCACAAAAAAACUACCAACCAUUAUUAUAAGUUAUAAAGAUGAGUUUCAGUUCUGCCAGAGUUCAUUCAGUAUUAUCCCACACAGUCGAACUAUUCUGCACAACAAGCCUUUUUAAUGUUGGUACUUUAAGUCUGUUAUGUUGUGGACAUGUUUGUUAUUUUGCCAGCUUUGUUUAAGAUGUGUUUGUUUGUGUGUGCAGGCAGAAGAUGACUCAGCAGUACUCCCAGCAGGUGUCCACCGCCCUGCAGCAGUGGGAGACCGAAGCCCAGCGAGCUGAAGAGCAGGAGGAGAAACUCAAUGUUUGUUCACGCUCUUGUUUUAUUGGAUAGAUAGAGAAGCAGGUUUGAUGCCUUUUGGUGUCCGUUCUGCUUUUUAAGGUGAAAUCUUCUUAAUGCAGGAUAUCAUUUUGUCAAACGAGCAACACGUUCAUGAUGUUCACAUUCUCAGAAAAGAGGCCGGAGCUUAGUUAGGAUCGUUGAAGUGAAACGUGACAUUUACAGGAUAUUUUCCAUGAAUGUGCGCUGGAGGUGAUGGGUCUGACUUCAUGGAGAAACAGCAGAGGUGAUCAUCUGCAGUUCUUCUCUCUGUAGAACCUGUUCAGACAGCAGCAGAAGAUCCUGCAGCAGGCCAGAGUGGUGCAGAACCAGAAGCUGAAGACUGUCAAACAGCUGUAUGAGCAGUUUGUAAAGGUGAGGUCUUUGACACGGUGCUUCCUGUGACACUGUAAAAAGGGUCUUACUUUUUAGCGAAAAGUCCCAGGUACUGAUCAGAGGUUGUUCUUGUUUGCGCUGAAUCAAAUCAUCUCAUCUCUGCUGCUCCUAUACAGACGUUUACACACCAAGCUGCACUGUGGUGCCUCAGUCAGUGUAUACAGGCUGACACUGCUGUUACAGAGGGACAGAAAAGACCAGAUAUCUGCUCAUUUGCAGGAUACAGAAUUAGUCAAAGCUAAACUAAAACCUUUUAACCAUGAAGGUAAUUUUCUCUGGAUAAAUCCGGAGAUGUAGUCCAUAGAGGCGGUAAUCGAUGCAGCUGAAUAAACGGAUACCUGACCUUUCAGAGCAUAGAUACUGUAAUAUUUGUAAGACGUCAUGGCAUUUACCUGGACCCUUUACCUCUUCUGUCACAUCUGACCUUCCUGUUUCUGUUGUCUUAUCAUCAAUGAAAUGAAAUAUUUAAACACCAUGAGAUCAUUGAAAACUGAAGUCAUGUGGUCACUGGAUUCAGGAAUCCUGUUGUAGAGAUCCAUGAAACCCAAACCUGUUCUGUGAUUUCUGUAGAACAUGGAGGACAUGGAGAAGAGCCAUGAUGCUUUCCUGCAGGGGGCACAACAGGAGCUGAAAAAGGAGAUGGCCACCCUGCAGAAGAAGAUCCUCAUGGAUACGGUAAGUGUAGAGUGAAGGUCCAAUCCCAAACCGACCCCCUCACACUCACCCUUCACUCCUGAGUGUCACUCGUAAUGAAGUUACACUCUCAGCUGUUGGAGUGCGCCUCAUUUGAAACAGGAAGGUAAAAACAAGACGGGCGGGUAUGGGACGCCUUCUUCACUCCACCGGAAAACUGAAGCCGUUCUGAGCCGCACCGUCUGCCUCGUUUCUUCAUCCUCCCAGUAAAAUCAUAAAUCCAGGAACCAUCAGAGUGACAGGAACUAAAUUAAACUUCUGAUUGUUAGUGAUUCCACAUGUCUUUGAACUCCUUUACUAUUGGACAUGUUUCUGCACAAUCAAAACAAAUGUCACCACAGAGUGUGAUUUUGGAGUUUCAUUUGAUCUUUCCAAACCACGUCUUAUGUGAUUUUUUUACCUGCAAAUCCUGUCGUGAGUGUGCGUUGGUGCAGACUCGCUGUCAAAGGGCUGAACGGUCCUCUCGCCCUCCUCGCUCUGUGGUUUGGGACGGCCUUCAAUGUGGCAGAGCCUCCGCAGGGGCGCACAAACGGAGGGAGAGUGUUUAGGGGGCAGUUUGAGAUUGGGCCAGAAAGUGUUAAACCCCGUAUGACUGCAGAGGCUCAGAAGAAGAAAAUCAUCGAGAUUAAAACAUUUGAAAAUAUCCUAACAUUUACACGUCGUGUUCAAUAUCUGUCUGAAAUAGACCUAGUGACUUUUAUCUCACCGAAACUUUUCAUUUUAAAUAAGAAGUGAAAUUUAAAACAUAUUUACAUUUUUUUAAACAUGUGAGAAAGGAAGUUACAGACCUUACAGUUACAGACACACCUUAGAGGAAGCAGAAGUUUAUAGUUGUGUGUGACAAACAUGAUACCAUGAUGAAUGUUUACGGUUCACACACUUGUUUCCACAGCAACAGCAGGAGAUGGCCACAGUCCGUAAGUCGCUGCAGUCCAUGUUGUUCUAGUGGAGUGUAAAAGAGCAGAGAAAUGAGGAGUGGUUCUGAGAAAUGCAGGAGUGUCACGUUUACAUGUCGUGUUGUUUUUAAACGUGACGUAUUUAUUCUGCUUGAGUUUAUGAUGGUUAAGAGCUUUUUUAGGAGUUAACUGAAUUCAUUUCCUGCUCUUAUCAGUGUGUUUGAGUUUUGUUCACAGCAGUCAUAGUUUCAUGUGAAUAGAGUGUUAAGUCUUGGACUGCUUAAACAAUCUGUUGUUGAAGUUAAACAAACAAAAAUAUGUAACAGGAGCUUUGUAUGAAAUUAUUUGAUGUGAAACUUGAGACAAAAGUCCUCCCUCAGAUUUAUAAAUAAUAAAUGAUUCUUCCUCAGC
Messenger RNA from Xyrichtys novacula (pearly razorfish), 5896 nucleotides. Lineage: Eukaryota; Metazoa; Chordata; Actinopteri; Labriformes; Labridae. The record is from the annotation of a GenBank genome assembly.